Messenger RNA from Suillus fuscotomentosus, 934 nucleotides. RefSeq lists its product as uncharacterized. Bases 1 to 675 code for a protein of 224 amino acids. The record is from RefSeq and is a predicted model, not a curated record. The transcript has 5 exons. Lineage: Eukaryota; Fungi; Basidiomycota; Agaricomycetes; Boletales; Suillaceae.
AUGGUUCAUCCUCGUUGUAUGGUCUACCAAAACGGCCUUGAGGUCUUGGACACUACGCUACCUCCCGCGGACCCGAAAGGCAACGAGGAAGGACAGGCGCACUCAGCCGGAGUUGAGCAACAAUCGCUGCACGCAGAUUUGAAAUCAACCUCAUCCACAAUCCCGUUACUGGAUGAGAUUGGCGGUGGUAUCAACGUCAACAGAUUUACAUUCACUGUCCCUGGACCUACUGGCAAAACGUUCAAGCUGUCGAGCAUCACACCAUGGCUACCUACAAUCAAAAGCUAUGUACCUGUGGCGUCCCAGAUCAGUUUUCAGGUUUCCCACUUGUCGGCAUUGGAAGGGCGUAAUCACUCGCUCAUUGGCAACUUCUCCAUCAUGUCAACAUGGCAGGGCGUAAUCACUCACGCAUUGGCAACUUCCCCAUCAUGUCAACAUGGCGGAAUGUGUCUAGCGGAACAUGAGCGCUAUGACGAUGCGCUUCAGCUUGUCGCUCUGAAAAGGAUCCCUGCGAUUGACACUAGUACUGGCGAUAGCGCUGCAACAGCGGUCGUAGAAAAGAAGGAACUUGACGAAGCAGUAAUCGCAUCGAACAGUUGUUGUCGGCGGGGGAGGGUAAGGAGUGCUGACGCCGUUAUCAACUUGUCCACUCACCCGAAUAUAUUACUUCAAUGAGUCUAAUCUUUUUUUCGUGCCUCGCAUCACUUACCAUCGCUGUUAUGCAAGCGAACAUGCGUGGGCACGCUGGCUGACCGCCCUCUCUCCUCUUUUCCGCCAGGCAGACGGAGGUCGGAACUCCCAUAAAAUAAAUUUGUGCGAAUCUGCAGUUCUUUCCACCACAAGGGUUUAUCUAUGUCGUGAUAUUAUAAUUACCCAGUAAUAACAGAGAUUAAGUUAGAAAAGACGGAAAACAAGAUAGGGUGGUAGAUAUAAA